Messenger RNA from Marmota monax (woodchuck), 1773 nucleotides. It is a transcript of the gene Ogfod2, whose product is annotated as 2-oxoglutarate and iron dependent oxygenase domain containing 2. The record is from RefSeq and is a predicted model, not a curated record. Bases 50 to 1102 code for a protein of 350 amino acids. Gene Ontology annotation, molecular function: oxidoreductase activity, acting on paired donors, with incorporation or reduction of molecular oxygen; L-ascorbic acid binding; iron ion binding. NCBI's taxonomy places the organism in Eukaryota, Metazoa, Chordata, Mammalia, Rodentia, Sciuridae. The transcript has 7 exons.
ACCCGGAAGUGCUCCUACGGAAGCCGGCUGGGCUGCGCGGCGUCUCACCAUGGCGACGGCGGGGGCCCCGCGGCGAUUCUGCCGCUGCGCCUGCUUCUGCUCGGAGAACUUGUACGUGGCGCGCUACGGGCUGCACCUAUGCUUCCGUAGCGAGCAGCAGCUGCGCCAGGAUUACGGUCCUAUCCUGCGCAGCCGAGGCUGUGUCAGCACCAAGGACUUCCAACAGCUCUUGGCAGAGCUUCAGCAGGAGGUGGCGCGGCGGCAGAGGCUGGGGCAGGAGUCAGCUGCCAGGAAAGCCCUCAUCGCCAGUUCUUACCACCCAGCACGGCCAGAGGUUUACAAUUCACUGCAGGAUGCAGCUCUGGCUCCUGAGUUUCUGUCCGUUGCGGAGUACAGUGCAUCCCCAGGUGCAGACCUCCAGGGCCUUCUCCAGCGGCUGCAGACAGUGUCAGAAGAGAAGCGCAUCUACCGGGUGCCUGUAUUUACUGCGUCUUUCUGCCAAGCCCUGCUGGAGGAGCUGGAGCACUUUGAGCGGUCAGACAUGCCCAAGGGAAGGCCCAACACCAUGAACAAUUAUGGGGUGCUGCUGCAUGAGUUGGGCCUGGACGAACCACUGGUGACACCACUGCGGGAGCGCUUCCUGCAGCCAUUGAUGGCCCUGCUGUACCCAGACUGUGGUGGGGGCCGGCUUGACAGUCACCGCGCCUUUGUGGUCAAAUAUGCACCAGGCCAGGACCGUGAGCUGGGCUGCCACUAUGAUAAUGCUGAGCUCACUCUCAAUGUGGCCCUGGGCAAGGCCUUCUCAGGAGGUGCCCUAUACUUUGGAGGCCUCUUCCAGGCACCAGCAGCCCUGACAGAGCCCCUGGAGGUGCAGCAUGUGGUGGGCCAGGGUGUCUUGCACCGGGGCGGACAGCUGCAUGGCGCCCGGCCGCUAGGCACUGGUGAGCGCUGGAACCUCGUGGUGUGGCUCCGGGCCUCUGCUGUGCGCAACCGCCUCUGUCCCAUGUGCUGCCGUGAGCCAGACCUGGUGGACGACGAGGGAUUUGGCGACGGCUUCACCCGGGAGGAGCCCACCAUGGUGGAUGUGUGUGCGCUAACUUGAGCCUGGUUUGGCCCAGUGGUGGUGGGGAGGUGGUGUGGCAAGUGAGGACCUGCCAUCUCAGGUUGGAAGGGGCAGAAAUAAACUUGCAACCAUGGAACUCCUUGGAUCAAAAGGUUAGGCCAGCAUCUGGGUCAUUAUUUCCAGAGGUAGGCUGGCUUAGUGCAGGUUUGCUUGAAGCAGAGCUUGAUAUGGGAUUCAUGGAGGGUGGAUCCUCAGAGGGGAGUAAGGAAGCAGGAGAGGGUACUGAAAGUGUCUUCACAAAGAUGUGGUUUCAGGUGACAGUCCAGCAUCAGCCUGCUCCUGGGGAGCUCCAGAGCUAGAAUUCCCACCAGUUGGCUCCUAGUAACAGUUAGUGGCUCCUGGAUGGAGCUGUGAGGCAGGAGUAACUUCCCAGACAUCUGCCUCCAGGGGAGGGUGGCUCCCAGUGGCUGCAGGAGGCCUUCAAUGAAGAGUUAUCAGUGGUGGACAGCACCAAUUGCAACCUCUGAAUGGGUGUGAAAGGCUUACUUCGGAGAAAUCAAGAACAGAUUUCUGGAGCCAGACUACCUGGAUUCAGAUCCUGGCUCUGCCACUUUCCACUCUGUGGCCACGGGUGACCCACUGACCUCUAUGCUCUAGGUGCUAUUGUGAGAAUCCAAUGACCUAACACAGAUAAAGUGAUUUAUAUCAGC